UUUUUAAUCGAUUUGGUGACGCAUAAAUCCUAAGAUUUGGAACAUCAAUGGAGGAAGGAAAUUGAAUGAGUAUUCAGUAGAUAAGAAGUGAGUUAGCAGAUACGUUUUCUCUUCUUCGAUUGUUUGUGACCGCUUAACGUGACGUGACCAAGUGUCUUCAUGGCUUAAAAUAGGUUGCGUCACAACAAAGGAAAAAUGUGCAACUGCAACCUUUCGAAUAACAAAGCCACAACACUCUUCAACAGUACCAGCGAUAAUGAGGUGUUUCGCACUGUGCUUAGUAUCUUUCUGGGUUCUCUUUGCUUUCAGGUUUCAGAGUGUGUCAUCACAAAAUUUAUCUGAGAGUUACCUUCAACAAGCUGUCUUACCACCAAGAGGUUGGAAUUCCUAUGAUUCCUUUAUCUGGACAAUUUCUGAAGCAGAUUUCUUACAGAAUGCUGAAGUAGUUGCUCAGCGUCUUCGUCCUCAUGGAUAUGAGUUUGUUGUGGUGGAUUACCUCUGGUAUAGGAAGCUAGUCCAGGGUGCCAAUACUAAUUCUCUUGGAUUCGAUGUGAUCGAUGGAUGGGGAAGGAUGGCCCCUGAUCCAGUUAGGUGGCCUUCUUCCAAUGGUGGGAAGGGAUUCAGUGAAGUAGCUAAGAAAGUACAUAGCGUGGGUUUGAAGUUUGGGAUUCAUGUUAUGAGAGGGAUAAGCACACAAGCAGUGAAUGCAAACACCCCUAUACUAGAUAUAACAACGGGCCGUGCUUAUCAAGAAUCUGGUCGAGUGUGGUAUGCAAAAGACAUAGCAAUACCAGAAAGGACUUGUGCAUGGAUGUCAAAUGGUUUCAUGAGUGUAAAUACCGAGUUGGGAGCAGGGAGAGCUUUUUUGAGAUCCCUUUAUGAGCAGUAUGCUUCUUGGGGUGUUGAUCUCGUGAAACAUGAUUGUGUGUUUGGCAAUGACUUGGAUUUAAAUGAGAUAACCUAUGUAUCCUCGGUUCUCAGCCAGCUUAGUCAUAAUGUUGUGUAUUCUAUAUCGCCUGGAACCGGUGUGACACCAGCCAUGGCCAAGGAUGUCAGUGGACUAGUCAACAUGUAUCGAAUAACAGGAGACGAUUGGGAUACAUGGGGAGAUGUCAAGGCUCAUUUUGAUGUAACAAGGGAUUUUUCUACCGCUAAUAUGAUUGGCGCAAAAGGUUUAAAGGGGAGUUCAUGGCCUGAUUUGGACAUGCUACCGUUCGGAUGGCUAUCCAAUGCAGAUUCAAAUGAAGGUCCACACAGGUAUAGUAACCUGACUCCAGAUGAGCAAAGGACACAGAUGACUUUAUGGGCUUUGGCAAAAUCUCCCCUUAUGUAUGGAGGUGAUGUGCGGAAGAUCAAUCCUGCCACAUAUGAUAUUAUCACGAAUCCUACCUUGCUAGAGAUUAAUCAUUUCAGUUCAAAUAAUAUGGAGUUUCCUUAUAUCACAAGCUCGAAUAACUUGAAGAGUGAAUAUCGUCCUCUUAGAGAGCAAACAAGAAUGUCUACAAAAGGAAAGAAAUUCAAACCUUCAUUAGACCUCACUAGCUGCACUGAAUCAAAGGCAAGUGGUUGGACUACUGAAAAUCUUAACAAAGAUCUUGAAAGAAUCUGUUGGAAAGGGAGUUUAGAAAACGAGCCUCGGAACCCUUUCUGCGUACACAAGAGAGAUCUUCAGUUCAGAUUAGAUGGUAAGAGUAUGUAUCAAGAGGAUUUUAGAGGGAAACAUCAAUUAGUUGCAACCAGUAACAUGAGAUCUUGCUUGGAUGCUUCUCCAAAACGAAAGGUUACUUCCAAAGAGUCCAAAAGAGGAACAUUUUCUCCUUGUAAAAGGGAUUCAAACCAGAUUUGGGAGCUAAACUCCAAUGGGACCCUUGUAAAUAGUUACUCAGGUCUUUGUGCAACAGUGAAUUACGUAGAAGCUAAUGAUUAUUCGGGUGUGAGUGGGAUUCGCUCAUGGAUUGCAACGGGAAGAAACGGCGAAGUGUAUUUGGCAUUCUUCAAUUUAAAUGAACAGAAGACGGCAAUACAUGCAAAGACAUCAGAUUUGGCUAAGGUUUUUCCUGACAGACACAUCAAUUCCUGUCAAGGUAAGGAAUUGUGGAGUGGAAAGAAUGUUGUACGAACGCAACGAACGUUUUCAAUGGAUGUAGAAGUACACGGAUCUGCACUAUUUGUUCUAAAUUGCAACUAGUUUGGCUUCCAAUUUUAUUAUUAUUUUUAAAGGAAAAGGAAAAGAAAACAAAUAGCUCCUCAUUGUUGAGCUUUUAUUUUUAAUUUGUAAUUUUUCUAUUUAAUCACGUUUCCCUGUGGUGGGGUGCGUAAGUGUUGGAUCCUACCUUUGCCUCGUGUUUUUUCCGUGUACGUGAUGGAUGGAUACUUUGUAAAUUACAUUUGUAAAUUACGUUUAGAAAGCUGUUCUUACAUUUCUUCAAUAAAAUAAUGGCCUUAUACUUUUGCAACUUUUAA
Molecule: messenger RNA, 2463 nt
Organism: Cicer arietinum (chickpea)
Lineage: Eukaryota; Viridiplantae; Streptophyta; Magnoliopsida; Fabales; Fabaceae
Biological process (GO): carbohydrate metabolic process
Molecular function (GO): hydrolase activity, hydrolyzing O-glycosyl compounds
Source: RefSeq, a predicted model, not a curated record